Messenger RNA from Salmo salar (Atlantic salmon), 4373 nucleotides. The record is from RefSeq and is a predicted model, not a curated record. NCBI's taxonomy places the organism in Eukaryota, Metazoa, Chordata, Actinopteri, Salmoniformes, Salmonidae.
CAAAUAUAAGUACCAAUCUUAGCUCAAGUUUGUAGUAUACUUUGACCAAUGACUAAGGAGUGGAGAGAAUGUCACUUCCCUUGAGCUGGACUUCGAGCAGGGAUCUUCUGUGCUUUAAGCCCAUCAAUGGAGGAAAGAACGUCAUCUGUUUCAUACAUUUAGCUGCCAACAUCAGAUCAGUUAUUCCAUGAUAACUAGCUAGCAAGUAUUUUAUAUCUCUCAACCCAUUAUUACCAUAGCGCUGUCUCUUUUUGGUGCCAAACAUGCAUUAAAAAAGACCACAGUCAGUGCCGAGAAAUGUUGAAAGGGGAAUUCGUGUAAGCGCUAGCUAUCUAGCUUUAAUUCUGGUCAGAUAAGUAGCUAGCUAGUUCAAGAAAACGAAUUAAAAUAAAAAAUUGAUAGACAAGUAAAUCAAUCUUCCCUUGCAACCAGAAGAGUACAUUUCUCCGAAAACGUGGUGGCCUAAGCCAUGGGGGCGUUCCUGGACAAGCCCAAGACUGAGAAGCACAACGCCCACGGCGAGGGCAAUGGUCUCCGUUAUGGCCUGAGCAGCAUGCAGGGCUGGCGGGUGGAAAUGGAGGACGCCCACACCGCCACGGUGGGUCUACCCCAGGGCCUGGACAACUGGUCCUUCUUCGCUGUCUACGACGGCCACGCCGGCUCCCGCGUGGCUAACUAUGCCUCUAAACACCUGCUGGGGCACAUUAUAACCCACAGCAUGGGUCCCCCGGGCCCUGAGGGUGUCACCCCUGCACCUGCCGUGGAGACGGUCAAGAUGGGAAUCCGCACCGGCUUCCUGAAGAUCGACGAGCACAUGAGGAACUUCUCUGACCUGCGUAACGGCAUGGACCGCAGCGGCUCGACGGCCGUGGCCGUGCUGCUCUCGCCAGAGCACCUGUACUUCAUCAACUGUGGUGACUCACGGGCUGUGCUCUACCGCAACGCGCAUGUCUGCUUCUCCACGCUGGACCACAAGCCCUGCAACCCACGGGAGAAGGAGAGGAUCCAGAACGCAGGCGGCUCCGUAAUGAUCCAGAGGGUGAAUGGUUCCCUGGCCGUGUCCCGGGCCCUGGGAGACUACGACUACAAGUGUGUGGAUGGGAAGGGUGCCACGGAGCAGCUGGUGUCCCCAGAACCCGAGGUGUUUGAGAUCGAGAGGGCCCUAGAGGAUGAGUUUGUGGUGCUGGCCUGUGACGGUAUCUGGGACGUGAUGACCAACGAGGAGCUGUGUGAGUUUGUCAAGUCCCGUCUGGAGGUGUCCCACGACCUGGAGAAGGUCUGCAACCAGGUGCUGGACACCUGCCUGCACAAGGGAAGUCGGGAUAACAUGAGUGUUGUGUUGGUGUGUUUGCCAAACUGCCCUAAAGUGUCAGAGGAGGCGGUGAAGAAAGAUAGAGAGCUGGAUAAGUUUCUGGAGUCUCGCGUGGAAGAGAUCAUAGAGAAGGCAGGAGAGGAGGGUAUUCCUGACCUGGUGACGGUCAUGAGAAACUUGUCCUCAGAGAGCAUCCCCAACCUGCCACCAGGGGGAGGCCUCGCCAGCAAACACAGUGUUAUGGAAGCAGUGUACAAGCGGCUGAACCCACACAGGGAAGUGGACGGGCCCUCCUGUAUCAUUGGAAUGGAGUAGACCUUGAGGACCCCUGGUAGCAACCCAGCAGAACUGCCUGUUCCCACACCAGGACUCCUUUAUACACAAGACAUCUUUCAUCACUUGCUUUCCCUUUUAUUUUUCCUAUGAUACCAAGAGAUCAAUUGGACCAUGAAUGCAGAUUUGAAACUCAACACACACAACCCAAAGCAUUGCAAACCAUUUUAGAUUUUUUUUAAAAGGGGGAAAAGGAUGACUGCAAUGAUAGUAUAAAACAUUUAAACAAAAUCUAUUCUAGAGAAAUUAAGAGAGCGUUUUUUUCCUUUUAGUUGCUUUUUUGUUGUUUUUGUGGAUUGAUGAAGAGCCGGGGGCCUUAGUUGGGACAUGUACACUCUGUGGUGCCUUUUUCCCCAACGUUGUUAACUGACCUGGCCCCAGGCCCUGCUUCUGGACACAAGGGGCCCUACAGGGGACUACCACUGGGUCAGGGACUCACUGGCCUGUGUCUGCCUGGCUGGACAUUGCUAAUGUGACCGCAGAUAGACAAACGCAAUGUGCAAACAUGUGUCUGGAAACUGACUGCUGGUGUGGGAGGGUUUGGAAACUGACUGCUGGUGUGGGAGGGUUUGGAAACUGACUGCUGGUGUGGGAGGGUUUGGAAACUGACUGCUGGUGUGGGAGGGUUUGGAAACUGACUGCUGGUGUGGGACGGUUUGGAAACUGACUGCUGGUGUGGAAGGGUUUGGAAACUGACUGCUGGUGUGGGAGGGUUUGGAGACCGGACUGCUGGUGUGGGAGGGUUUGGAGACCGGACUGCUGGUGUGGGAGGGUUUGGAGACCGGACUGCUGGUGUGGGAGGGUUUGGAAACUGACUGCUGGUGUGGGAGGGUUUGGAGACCGGACUGCUGGUGUGGGAGGGUUUGGAGACCGGACUGCUGGUGUGGGAGGGUUUGGAGACCGGACUGCUGGUGUGGGAGGGUUUGGAGACCGGACUGCUGGUGUGGGAGGGUUUGGAGACCGGACUGCUGGUGUGGGAGGGUUUGGAGACCGGACUGCUGGUGUGGGAGGGUUUGGAGACCGGACUGCUGGUGUGGGAGGGUUUGGAGACCGGACUGCUGGUGUGGGAGGGUUUGGAGACCGGACUGCUGGUGUGGGAGGGUUUGGAGACCGGACUGCUGGUGUGGGAGGGUUUGGAGACCGGACUGCUGGUGUGGGAGGGUUUGGAGAUGGACUACUUUUUGCACCUUUUUUUUUUCUCUCCAACCAACAACAAAACAACACGGAGAGCCAGCUAAUGUUGACAGACACUGCUUCAACCUGCAAGCAUGUCACUUCUGUGUCCAUAAGCUUUCUAGCCUGCUGUUGAUCAAGAAAAAUAGAAAAUAUAUAUAUAAAAUCUUGAAUAUUUUGAUUUACGUAAAACAAAUGUAAUCCAUGGUGUCAGAUAUGGCCUACUGUGUGUAAAUAUGAGGAAGUUGCUGGUCUGGUGUCUUUGUUUCACUCCUAGAGGUCUUGGUUGACACAUGGGGAGAUGUCUGAUAUGAUGUGACGUGUACACCUGUGUAUAAGCCCAAGGUUUUUUCGCUGAAGGGAUUCUAGCUGCCCACCAAUGCUUCACUACUCAUUUCUUCUUGCAUCUUUCUCCUUAUUCAUUUAUCUUCUUUUCUGUUUUUCCUCACCCUCUCCUUAAAAUACAGAAAGACUUGCAACACCUGACCUUUUAUUUAAUUUCUCUCAGACGAUAUUGUAUUUUUAUUUUAUUUUUUCAUUUAGCAAUUUUACAUUUCUAGGCAAUGCGUUCACCUUUUGUAUUUACAUUUUCAAAUGCUGUGUAAUAGUGUAAUAUGGUUGUUACCUUCUAUUCUCAAAAUUGGUUGUAUAAAAAAAAAAAAGUGUUAAAAGGAGAAGCCGAAGGAUGGUUUAGCGUGUCAGUGAGAUUAGAGGGGUGAGGUGGAUCCCUGCCUGGGCUUCUGAUUUAACAAUGAUCUAGUACACAAACCUUGGCUGCCAUACUACUAUUAGGUACCUGAAUGUUGUGUGUGGUUGUAUUUUUACAAUAACAUUGGGGGGGUCGUUACUCCCACGGGAAAUGGGUAUGUUUAAGCUAUAGCAGACACUGGGGUGGGGGGCUGCUUUGAAUGUAAUUCAACUUCACACUACACUGCUGAGCAGAGUAGGGGCUAUAGACUUUUUGCUCCCCCUGGUCAUUUGAUGACAAAACUUGCCUUGGCAUUCAGUUUUCAUUGUGUUUCAUUGGAAUAUGUAUAGAUUGUCCCACAUGGGAUUAUAUUAAUAAGAUGUUUAUUCUCCCUCAACUUCCUCCCUAACUGUAGCAAUUUGUUGGUCCGCCCCCGCCCCCGAUCACUACUAACUCUAACGAUUGAAAAAUUAGAAUGAUUCUGAUGUUUUGUGGGCUGGAUUUGAUUUGAGUAAUUUAGUGCCAAUGUCGUUCCUGAUUUUCCUUUUAUGUUUUUUGUAUAUCUACAAGUAUUGAUCUAAAGAAUGAUCUAAUUUCCACAUUUUAUUUAUUCCAGAUUUUAGCCUUUUAAAUGAGAAGUGAUUUAUUUUAGAAUGGUAUGAGAUUAUGAUGUGUAUAGGCGUGGCAGGGUUUGCCCCGCUCCCUCUUCAGGGUCAGCUGAGUGACGAGGGUCGCGACGGGUUCAGGGGUCAAUCCUGAGUUUUCACCAUACCUCCUUGUACUGUUAGUUCCCAGUAUAACAUUGUGAUGUUUCGGACCAUAUCGUGAGCAUAAUCUUCAAUAAAGGAUGGAUACAUUUAGAUGUCA